Messenger RNA from Durotheca rogersii, 1006 nucleotides. RefSeq lists its product as uncharacterized. The record is from RefSeq and is a predicted model, not a curated record. NCBI's taxonomy places the organism in Eukaryota, Fungi, Ascomycota, Sordariomycetes, Xylariales, Xylariaceae. The transcript has 2 exons. The coding region runs from base 245 to 886 and encodes 213 amino acids.
CGUACGUAUCCACGCCUAGCCGCGACGAGUCGACGCGCGCCGCGAUACGAGGCGGGGCGCGGGCGCAAGAAGGGCAAGACGAAGGAGCAUAAAGGGGGGAGAGGAAAAAAGCGGUAUGCCGGAAGCGCCUAUGCCACGGCAUCGUGACCGAGGGUUUUAUUUGCCCGGUCCCGACUCGCGGCUCCUCUGUCUGCUCUUUUUCGAGCUCCAUUGGCUUACUCCUUCUCAGCUGUCUUAACUAGGUAUGCGUGGUUGCGCGCCUGGUUGGGGAGAAGGGAGCAGUAACUUGUUGCAUUUCCUUCCUUUACGUCGACUCUUCUUUUCUUACUUUUCCCUCCCUCCCUCAGUCUCUGUCGUUUUUCUUUUCUUAUGCCUCCACAGCAGCGGGGUGGCCGCUCAUCUGCUUUGCUUCUUCCCUCUCAUAUUCCUCUGGUCUCCCCCUGACUUAACCGUCCUCUCUAUGAAGGGGGGUUGGAGAAAAUGUAUACGUUAUGUAGCUGCGUUAAAUUGGGGCUAUUUGCCUACCGGCUUUGACGAGAUCAUGCUGACCUCUGGAGUAACUCCUCCGGCUCCGAGGUCUUUGAGCGUCAUGAUGCCACCAACGAUGCUCCUAAUCCCAAAUCCCUCAAUCCUUUCUCUCUCCCCCCCCCCCUUCACUCAUACCGGCUUCCCUGGCUUGCCUCCGCCUAGCUCUGUUCCUGUUAUCGGUCGAGCUCACAUAGGUACAGUGAACUUGGCCGAACGUGGGGGAGGAGGGGGGAAGGCUAGGGCAGGGCCUCAACGUCGUUACACGUUGCGUUGCUACAUCGCUCAUCCCACCGUCCCUGACCUGAUCUCUCUUCUCGGGUUUCUUGUCUGUCUACUUGUCUCACUUGAAAUUGAUUGAUUAUAUCCCGGUCUCACUCACCGCGGCUGUCUUCCUCCAUCCCUCUCUCCUCUUCGCAUCCUCCUCUGGGCCCCCCUUCCCUCCAUCGGCUCUCUCCCGUCUCCUCGCAUCCAAACCAUC